This is a messenger RNA of Volvox carteri f. nagariensis, 729 nucleotides long. RefSeq lists its product as uncharacterized. The record is from RefSeq and is a predicted model, not a curated record. Lineage: Eukaryota; Viridiplantae; Chlorophyta; Chlorophyceae; Chlamydomonadales; Volvocaceae. Gene Ontology annotation, biological process: intracellular signal transduction; protein phosphorylation. Gene Ontology annotation, cellular component: nucleus; cytoplasm. The annotation marks the transcript as partial. Gene Ontology annotation, molecular function: MAP kinase activity; ATP binding. The transcript has 3 exons.
AUGUCUGCCCACUCUAUCCGCAUCUAUCCUUCUAGCCCCCAUCUUAAUCCCACCCCAACCCCCUCCUACCUGCACGUUCAGCUUCUGGAGUAUUGUCCAAGGGAUCUGCAGUCUGAGCUCCGCAAGCAUCCCGCCGGACUGCCCUCCAGGAACGUCAAGCUGCUCGCCUGGGAACUGCUGCAAGCGCUCCGCUUCAUGCAUUCCAAGAAGAUUCUUCACAGAGACCUCAAGCCCGCCAACCUGCUACUCAGUACAGAAGGGGUGCUGAAGGUCUGCGAUUUUGGCCUAGCACGCUCCGGCCCCCUACAGAAUCCGCGCAUAGGCAACCCUGGUGAUGCACUCAGCAGCUACGUUGUCACUCGAUGGUAUCGUGCGCCGGAGAUACUGCUUAAUAAGCCGUACGGUACGGCAUCUGAUAUCUGGUCCGCUGGAUGCGUCAUCGCGGAGAUGGCCUUAGGUGCUCCGCUAAUCCCUGGGAGUUCCAGCGUUGACCAGAUUUUCCAGAUCUGGCGGUUGUUGGGGAGCUUGCAGCAACCCAGCUGCCGGCACGGCAUGUUGGCUGCCGGUGCGCCGUCACCACUGGCGCGCAGGACGUCGUCCCUUCAAACCCGACUGGGAACACAUUUGGGCACACAGCUCUUAGAUUUGCUGGAAGCUGCAUUGCGGACUAAUCCGCACGAGCGAGCCACUGCUGAGGAGUUGCUGUGCAUGCCGUACUUCAAGGAGAUU